Molecule: messenger RNA, 4218 nt
Organism: Cantharellus anzutake
Lineage: Eukaryota; Fungi; Basidiomycota; Agaricomycetes; Cantharellales; Hydnaceae
Product: ABC-2 type transporter-domain-containing protein
Exons: 20
Coding region: 1-4218 (1405 amino acids)
Biological process (GO): transmembrane transport
Cellular component (GO): membrane
Molecular function (GO): ATP hydrolysis activity; ABC-type transporter activity; ATP binding
Source: RefSeq, a predicted model, not a curated record
AUGUCACUGAUUUAUUUUAUCAGCUCCCUUCACCGAGUCCAGAGUGGCCAAAAGGAUGUAGAGGCCGCAGAUGAAGACGAUUUCGACCUCAGGCAGUUUCUUCGCACGACCUCAGCCAAAUCCCAGGCGGCAGGCAUUAAAGGAAAACACGUCGGAGUCCAGUGGUCCGAUCUCACCGUCAUUGGCUCAGGAGGUAUUCGCCUUCACAUUCGCCGCUUCCCAGACGCCGUCAUGGAAUUUUUCAUGUUUCCUCUCAUGCUCACUCUCAACUACCUGCCUCAUCGCUUCAAUCCGUUCAUGCCUGCCCCCAAGCCCAUUUUGAAGGAUUUCAAUGGGAUUGCCAAACCCGGCGAGAUGAUCCUCGUCCUUGGCCGACCAGGAAGCGGGUGCUCAACCUUCCUCAAGACCAUUGCUGGCAAUCGAAAAGAGUAUUUGGAGAUUCAAGGCGAUGUCAAUUACUCUGGGAUGGAGGCCAACCACUUUCUCAGGCACUAUAAAGGGGAGACCGUAUACAAUCCCGAAGAUGAUAUUCAUUAUGCUACAUUGACAGUUGGCCAGACCAUCCGCUUCGCCCUGUCCACCAAAACACCUGGCAAGCGACUACCUGACGUUUCCAAAAGCGGAUUUGUCAAUCAGGUCGAGGAUCUUCUCCUUCGCAUGCUUAACAUCUCUCACACAAAGAAUACUCUCGUUGGCAAUGAGUUUGUUCGAGGCGUAAGUGGUGGUGAGCGAAAGCGUGUCAGUAUUGCCGAGAUGAUGGCCACCGGCGCUUGUAUUGUCUCUUACGAUAAUUCAACUCGCGGUCUCGACGCCUCCACGGCCCUUGACUACGCAAAAUCUUUACGCAUCAUGACCGACAUAUUCGAGAUGACCACUUUUGUGUCCUUAUACCAAGCUGGAGAAGGCAUAUACCACCAGUUCGACAAAGUUUUGGUUAUUGACGAGGGUCGCCAAGUUUAUUUCGGACCUACAACAGAGGCUCGCGAGUACUUCGUUAAUAUGGGUUGGCAAGAUUAUCCACGACAGACAACAGCCGAUUACCUCACCGGAUGCACCGAUCCCAAUGAAAGAAAGUACGGCCAAGGUCGUAGCGCCGAGAAUGUGCCAAGCACCGCGGAUGCUAUGGCAGAGUACUACCUUCAGAGUCAAACUUACCAAGAUGUCCUUAAGGAUGUUGCCCAGUGGAAGGAACGAGUCGAGCGCGAAAAUCCCGUUGAAGAAUUUCGAAUGGCUGUCAGAGAAUCAAAGGGCAGAGGGGCAAGAGCUCAAAGUGCUUACAGCGUCAGCUUCCUUGCCCAAAUAUGGGCCAUUGCCGUGCGGCAAGUGCAAUUGAUUAUCCAAGACCGGUUCACGCUGUUCACGGGCAUGGGUACUGCAAUUGGCGUGUCUCUCAUCACUGGAUCGCUUUUCCUUAACCUCCCGCAAACGUCUUCCGGAGCGUUCUCACGUGGCGGUGCCCUCUUCAUUGCGUUACUGUUUAACUCAUUCAAUGCUUUCGCCGAACUGCCUACCCAAAUGAUGGGACGACCAAUCCUUCACAAGCAAGUUGGAUACACACUCUUCAGACCCUCGGCCUACAGCCUCGGAACCGUGAUUGCAGAUAUGCCUUUCGGUGCAUUCAAGAUCCUAGUGUUCUGUACCAUCAUUUACCUCAUGUGCCACUUUGUGCGAGACGCCGGGCAUUUCUUCACAUUUUACCUCAUAAUCUUAUUCUCCUUCUGGGCCCUGGGUGCAUUUUUCCGGCUGUUGGGCACGAUAACACUGGAUUACAACGUUGCAGCUCGUCUAGCCGCUUUCCUCAUCACCACUAUGAUUGUUUACUCUGGCUAUCUUAUCCCCGUUUACGCCAUGAAGCGCUGGCUGUUCUGGAUUUACUACAUCAACCCAGUCAACUACGGUUUCUCCGCUCUUCUGAUCAAUGAAUUCAAAGAUCUUCAGCUUCUGUGUGAAGGCAAAAGCAUUGUUCCCCACAAUGUGGCCGGCGACAAUUCCUAUGGUACCAGCGUUGGCGCGUAUCAAGUGUGCACUCUACCUGGAGCCAAACCCGGCCAGCAGUACGUAGCCGGCGCCGACUACAUCAACAGCGCUUUUCAGAUCAAGACGGGUGAACUCUGGCGCGACUUUGGCAUCUUGAUUGUCUUUUUUAUCUUCUUUCAGCUCUUCCACAUGUACGAACAAGAGGCCACUCAGAGUGCGGCCAUCCCCGCUAUCACUGUGUUUGAACGCGAGAAUGCUGAACGAAAGAGGCUGAAUGAACGUCUCCAAGAGAGAAAGGAGGCGGCAAAACGUGGGGAAUUUGAGCAGGGCCUGAAGGGGCUAAUUAGAACCCGAAAACCGUUUACAUGGGAGAGGUUGAGCUACAGCGUCCCUGUUGCUGGCGGGCAGAAAAAACUUUUGAACGAGGUCUACGGAUAUGUUUUGCCGGGCACACUCACUGCCCUCAUGGGUGCUAGCGGGGCUGGUAAAACCACACUUCUAGACGUACUGGCAAUGCGUAAAACAAUUGGAGUCGUCACUGGCGAUCUCCUCAUUGCGGGUCGGCCUCUUGGCAUUGAGUUUCAGCGGGGGACGGCCUAUUGCGAGCAACUAGAUGUUCAUGAAAGUACUGCCACCGUCCGCGAAGCGCUCCGCUUCUCUGCGUACUUGCGGCAACCUUACGACGUCUCACAGGAAGACAAAGACGCGUAUGUGGAAGAGAUAAUCGAGCUCCUUGAAUUGCAGGACCUUGCGGAUGCCAUGAUAGGUUUUCCGGGCUUCGGAUUGAACGUUGAAGCAAGGAAGCGUCUUACCAUUGGUGUGGAGCUUGCCGCCAAGCCUCAGUUGUUACUUUUCCUUGACGAGCCAACCUCUGGUCUUGAUGGACAAUCCGCUUUCAACAUUGUGCGCUUCUUGCGCAAAUUGGCCGCUGCAGGACAAGCGAUACUCUGCACUAUUCAUCAACCGAAUUCUGUUUUGUUCGAGCAUUUCGACCGCUUGUUGCUGUUGCAGCGAGGCGGUGAAACUGUUUACUUUGGUGGAAUUGGGAAAGACAGUCGGGUCCUUGUGGACUACUUUGCUCGCAAUGGUGCCACUUGUCCCCCUGGGGUCAAUCCGGCGGAAUUUAUGCUCGACGCUAUAGGUAGUGGAACACAGAAACGGAUUGGGCCUCGUGACUGGGCCGAAAUUUAUCUCGAUUCACCUGAGUUCGAGGAGAAUAAGCGAAUGGUCGCUACUAUCAAUGCUGAGAGUACUGCCAGUCCGUCGGAAGAUGAUCCAUUGGUUUCUCGUACGGAGUACGCUACGCCUUGGUUGUACCAACUCAAGAUUGUCACACUGCGCACUUUCCGUUCGUUCUGGCGUCAAGCUGAUUAUGGUUUCACACGGUUGUUCUCGCACGGGAUCAUUGCGCUUCUUGUUGGAUUGACGUUCAUAAACUUGAGCCAUAACUACGCGUCCUUGCAGUAUCGUGUCUUCGUGAUGUUCUUCGUCACGAUUUUACCUGCCAUCAUUAUAUCCCAAGUUGAGCCGAUGUUCAUCAUGGGACGUCAAACGUUUAUUCGCGAAGCGUCGUCUAAAAUGUACACACAACCCAUAUUCGCCAUUGGUCAACUUAUGUCAGAAAUGCCAUACUCCAUCCUCUGUGCUGUAGUUUAUUUCCUCCUCUAUUACUACCCCACGCAUAUGCGAUUCGCAUCCGACCGUGCCGGCUAUGCUUUCUUCAUGGUAUUCGUGGCGGAAAUCUAUUCUGUGACUUUGGGACAAGCAGUUGCUUCUAUCACACCGAGCAUUCAGGUUGCCGCGCUACUCAACCCUUUCCUGUUGGUUCUGUUCGGUCUCUUCUGUGGUGUCACCAUCACAAAACCGAACAUGCCAAAAUUCUGGCGAUCUUGGAUGUAUCAACUGGAUCCUUUCACUCGCGUUAUUUCCGGGCUUAUGAGCACGGAAAUGCACAACCUCAAAGUUCGAUGUGAUCAGCGCGAAUUCUCCAUCUUUAAUCCACCAGCUGGAGAGCAAUGUGGUUCCUAUGCACAGGCAUUCGUGAAUUCAGCUGGCGGUUAUAUCAACAACCUCAACGCCACCUCCGGGUGCGAAUAUUGUCCCUACAGUGUUGGCGACGAGUACUACACCCCAUUAAACAUUUCGUUCGAGCAUCGAUGGAGGGAUAUAGGGAUUUUCGUAGGUUUCGUUGGUUUCAAUGUCAUUCUCGUAUGUAGAUUGGUCACCGCAUCUCUAAGCUGA